Molecule: messenger RNA, 5360 nt
Organism: Mustela lutreola (European mink)
Lineage: Eukaryota; Metazoa; Chordata; Mammalia; Carnivora; Mustelidae
Product: tonsoku-like protein
Exons: 34
Coding region: 91-5202 (1703 amino acids)
Biological process (GO): endosome transport via multivesicular body sorting pathway
Cellular component (GO): ESCRT I complex
Molecular function (GO): protein binding
Source: RefSeq, a predicted model, not a curated record
GGGAGGCUCCGCCCCGGCGGGGGCGGGGCCUGGGGCGGGGCCGCGGCCUCCGCGCGGGAAGUCCGGAGCCCCGCGCGCGGCUGCCGGAGCAUGAGCGUGGAGCGCGAGCUUCGCCAGCUGAGCAAGGCCAAGGCCAAGGCCCAGAGGAACGGGCAGCUGCGGGACGAGGCCGCCCUCUGCCACCAGCUGGGGGAGCUCCUGGCCAGCCAUGGACGCUACGCAGAGGCCCUGCGAGAGCACCAGCAUGAGCUCCAGCUCCUGGAGAGCGUCGACGACCCGCUGGGCUGCGCCGUGGCCCACCGCAAGAUCGGGGAGCGACUGGCCGAGCUGGAGGAUUACUCAGCCGCCCUGAAGCACCAGCAUCGCCAUUUGGAGCUGGCCCGUUCUCUGUCCAAUCACACUGAGGUGCAGAGGGCCUGGGCCACCAUUGGCCGCACCUACCUGGACAUCUAUGACCAUUGCCAGUCACAGGAUACCUUGCUGCAGGCACAGACUGCCUUUGAGAAGAGCUUGGCUAUUGUGGACGAGAAGCUGCAGGGGACGUUGGCCAAGCGAGAACUGAGUGAAAUGAGGACCCGACUCUACCUGAACUUGGGGCUCACUUUCGACAGCCUGCAGCAGGCGGCCCCCUGCGACGACUACUUCCGGAAGAGCAUCUUCCUCGCCGAGCAGAACCACCUCCUCGAGGAUCUGUUCCGCGCCCGCUACAACCUGGGUGCCGUCCACUGGCGCCGAGGGCAGCACUCCCAAGCCAUGCGCUGCCUGGAGGGGGCCCGAGAGUGUGCCCGCGUCCUGCGGAGGGAACGGAUGGAGAGCGAGUGCUGUGUGCUCAUCUCACAGAUCCUCCAAGACCUGGGGGAUUUUUUGGCUGCCAAGAGAGCCCUGAAGAAAGCCUACAGGCUGGGCUUCCAGACGCCUUUGCAGAAGGCGGCAGUCUGCCGGACCCUCAAAUACGUGCUGGCUGUGGUGCGGCUGCAGCAGCGGCUGCGGGAGGCCGAGGGCAGCGACCCCCAGGGCGCCAUGGGCAUCUGUGAGCAGCUGGGGGACCUGUUCUCCAAGGCGGGUGACUUCCCCAAGGCGGCUGAGGCCUACCAGAAGCAGCUGCACAUCGCAGAGCUGCUGGGCCGGCCAGGGCCUGAGCUGGCCGUCAUCCAUGUGUCCCUGGCCACCACCUUGGGAGACAUGAAGGACCACCACCGGGCCGUGUCCCACUACGAGCAGGAGCUGAGACUGCGCGGUGGGGACGCUCUGGAGGAGGCCCAGACCUGGUUAAACAUCGCGCUGUCCCGGGAGGAGGCCGGAGACGCCUACGAGCAGCUGGCCCCAUGCUUCCAGAAGGCUCUCAGCUGCGCCCAGCAGGCCCAGCGGCCCCAGCUCCAGAGGCAGAUCUUACAGCACCUCCAUGCCGUGCAGCUGAGGCUGCGGCCCCAGGCGGCCCCGGCCACCGCGGCCAGCCUGCAGGAGCUGAGCGCGCCCAGAGAGCAGGAGGAGGACGAGGAGGAGGAGGAAGAGGAGGACGAGGCCACUCCCGAGCUCAGUGACGUGGAGCUCUCAGAGAGCGAGGGCGAUGCCGAGAGCGGGUCCCAGCGGCUGGAGGAGGAUGAGGAGUUGCAGGGCUGUUUGGGCCCGCCGAGGGUGAACAAGUGGAACCGACGCAAUGACGUUGGGGAGACUCUGCUGCACCGCGCUUGCAUCGAGGGCCGUCUGGGUCGUGUCCAGGACCUCGUAAGACAGGGCCACCCUCUGAACCCUCGGGACUACUGUGGCUGGACACCCCUGCACGAGGCCUGCAACUAUGGGCAUGUGGACAUCGUGCGCUUCCUGCUGGAUCACGGGGCUCGGGUUGAUGACCCGGGCGGCCCGGGCUGUGAGGGCAUCACUCCCCUUCAUGACGCCCUCCACUGCGGUCACUUUGAGGUGGCCCAACUCCUCAUCGAACGGGGAGCGUCUGUCACGCUCCGAACCGCAAAGCUGGCGGCCAUGCAGGGGCACAGCCCACGGGAGACGCUGCAGCAGUGGGUGAAGCUGUACAGCAAGGAUCUGGACAGCGAGACCCGAGCGAAGGCCGCUGCCAUGGAGCAGCUUCUCCGAGUGGCCUCCUCAGGCCAAGCUCCCCACAGUUCUGCGGCCCCCCACACCUCUCCUCGGAACCAUCUGUUCGACCCUGAGCUCUCUCCUCCCUUGAGCCCCGGCCUGGAACCCUCAGAGCACUCUCAGGCCCAUGCCAGGGUUUCCCCAGGGCACACAGUUCCAGCUGUGGCCAGGCCUCGGAGGAGCAGGCCCAAGCUGGCCAGCAGCAGCAGCUCGGAGGGCGAGGACUCCCCGGGACCCUGCCGGCCCGUCCACAAGAGGCCCCGACAUCGUGUGCCCAUACAGCAGGCCAAAGCUGGGGUGCCUGGCUACCCCAGCGGCAGCGAGGCAGUGGCAGCAAGUGCUGCCCGGGCAGCCAUCCGAGAUGUGGCUGGUGCCCAGAUCUGCCGCCCUGGGCCCAGCCUACUGCGGGGCCCAGGGGAGCCCACCACGCCCCGGGCGGCGCUCAUCCCGGAGGAGGAGUGUCUAGCCGGGGACUGGCUGGAGGACGACUCCCCGUUGACCCGCAGCCGCCAGGAUGGCUCUCGGCCCCACCCCCAGGGCAGUGGGAACAGCCCCGGUCCCCGUGGCUCGGGCUCGGGCCGCAGUAAGAGCCCUGACGGGCUCCGGGCCCGGGCCAGGCAGAGCCGGCUGCCCCGUCUCAGGAGCUGGAACGCACCAGGCGGGGCAGGGGGAGAUGGCAGCCCAGCGGCAGAGCCUCCACGGAGCCCUGACCUCUCCAGGACCUCAGGGCCCAGUGGGGACAGCCCAGCGACAGGCCAGCCCCCGGGUCCAUCUCUGCCCCCUCCCAUCCGCGUGCGAGUGCGCGUGCAGGACAGCCUGUUCCUCAUCCCCGUCCCGCAUGGCAGCGGGGAGACCCACUCUGUGGCCUGGCUAACCGAGCAGGCUGCCCAGCGCUACUGCCAGGCCUGUGGGCUGCUGCCAAGGCUCGUCUUGCGAAAGGAGGGAGCCUUGCUGGCCCCGCAGGACCCCAUACCUGAUGUGCUGCAGAGCAACGAGGAGGUAUUGGCGGAAGUCACUUCAUGGGACCUCCCCCCACUGACUGAUCGCUACCGCAGGGCUUGCCGGAGCCUGGAACAAGAGGAGCACCCACAGGUGCUGCAGGCUAUGGACCUCCAGGGCUCCGGCCCCUCAUUCAGCGUGGGCUCCCUGGCCCUGCGUCAGACCCAGCUCACCCCGCUGCUGCGGGCCCUCAAGCUUCACACGGCGCUCCGGGAGCUGCACCUGGCAGGGAACCGGCUGGGGGACGGAUGUGCCGCCGAGCUGCUGGCUGCCCUGGGCACCAUGCCCAGCCUGAUGCUCCUGGAUCUGUCCUCCAAUCACCUGGGAUCCGAAGGCCUGCGCCAGCUUGCCGCAGGCCUCCAGGGGCAGACCAUCUUGCAGAACUUGCAGGAGCUGGACUUAAGCAUGAACCCCCUUGGGGACGGCUGUGGCUGGGCCCUGGCAUCCAUCCUGCAGGGCUGCCCCUCACUCAGUACCUUGCAUCUCCAGGCCUGUGGCUUCGGCCCCAGCUUCUUCCUGAGCCACCAGGCAGCCCUAGGUAGUGCCUUCCAAGAUGCCAAGCACCUGAAGACACUGUCUCUGUCCUACAACAUCCUGGGUCCCGACGCCCUGGCCCACGCCCUGCAGAACCUGCCUGCCCAUACCCUCCAGCGCCUGGAGCUGAGCUCUGUGGCAGCCGACAAGAGUGACUCGGGCCUCGUGGAGCCGGUGGUCAGAUACCUGGCCAAGGAAGGCUGCACUCUAGCUCACCUGAGCCUGUCUGCAAACCAUCUGGACGACAAGGCAGUGAGAGACCUGAGCAGGCUGUGCUGUCCAGGGCCCCCUGCGCCUGGGCCUCUGGCGCGAGAUCACCGCACGGGUGCAGGAGCUGGAGCUGUGCAGCCGCCGCCUCUCCCCCGACGACCGGGCCGCCCUGCGCCAGCUGCCGCCCGGCCGGCCGGGCCCCGGCGCGUGCACACUGGACCGAGGGUCCAAGCUCUUCUUCAGGCGCCUGUGACCCCGGGGGCGCUGCCCGGCCCCCUCCCCUCAACGCCUCAAAUAAACGGACGCUGCUGCUGCCCCUGUUGCUGCCUGAAAGACGGGUGGGGGGCGGAAGGCGGGGUUCGUUUUGCGGCAGGGACGGGAGGGCAGCUCCGGGCACUCGGAGGCCGCGGGGGCACGAAGCCCGCCUCCCCCUGCCCGAGCCCCUCCCCGCAGGGGGCGGGGCCCAGCCGGUGGGGACGCGCAUGCGCGCUCGUCGACUGGGGGGAGGUGCGCUCAGACGCAGACCUUGGGGAUCGAGCGCAGAUUGCCGGGGCUGGGUGGGGGAGGCGGGCCGUGCGUGCGCAGGCGCAGGCGUACAAGGGAGCGCCGAGCGGUCGAUCCGGGGCGCGCACCGCGGCGCCGUGUCCCCGACCGGCCGAGUCGGCCCAGGUCUUUGCUGUGGCCACCGGAGCCUGCAGGAUGUUUCACGGGAUCCCAGCCACUCCGGGCAUCGGAGCGCCUGGAAACAAGCCGGAGCUCUACGAGGAAGUGAAGCUGUACAAGAAUGCCCGGGAGCGGGAGAAGUACGACAACAUGGCCGAGCUGUUCGCCGUAGUGAAGACGGUGCAGGCCCUGGAGAAGGCCUACAUCAAGGACUGCGUCACCCCCAACGAAUACACCGCCGCGUGUUCCCGGCUCUUGGUCCAGUACAAAGCCGCCUUCCGGCAGGUUCAAGGCGCAGAAAUCAGCUCCAUUGAUGAAUUCUGCCGCAAGUUCCGUCUGGACUGCCCGCUCGCCAUGGAGAGGAUCCGGGAGGACCGACCCAUCACCAUUAAAGACGACAAGGGCAACUUGAACCGCUGCAUCGCCGACGUGGUCUCGCUCUUCAUCACGGUGAUGGACAAGCUGCGCCUGGAGAUCCGUGCCAUGGACGAGAUCCAGCCUGACCUGCGGGAGCUGAUGGAGACCAUGCAUCGUAUGAGCCACCUGCCCCCGGACUUCGAGGGCCGCCAGACUGUGAGCCAGUGGCUGCAGACCCUGAGUGGCAUGUCGGCCUCCGACGAGCUGGACGAUUCCCAGGUGCGCCAGAUGCUCUUCGACCUGGAGUCAGCCUACAACGCCUUCAACCGCUUCCUGCACGCCUGAGCCGCCCGGCCCGGGGUCCCCGGGAGGGCGCUGCAGCGCGCCGCGUCUGUCCCCCGGAUAGUCCUCCUGUGUCUUGCCACCCAGAGUGGCUCCAUCUGGGUGCCCGUCCCUGGUGUCUCAACCCACCCUCCCCACAAUAAAGACCCUUUCUGACCGCC